AGAGGUUCAUUGUCAGGAGAGCUGCAGUGUAAGCAAGAGGAAGAGAACGAAGGUUCAGGUACAACAGCAGCAGCACCUCAGCCACAGCAUCACAGAAAACACACUCUGCCACACUCAGCUGAAAACAAUAUGGAAAGAGACACUGUGAGCUCACCAAGUGGAAGUCCUCCCCUCAGUGAUGAGCUGAGACAAACAUCUCAGCGCAGUUUCUACCUGAGCCCAGCUCCAUUGUAUUUCAAGCCACCAAGAAUCUCCCCGACCAGAUACCCCGGCAUGCCGUCCACCCGAGACACCUACAGCGCUUUCAGCACACCCGCAUUCUUUCCCAUGCUUGGCUCCGGGUACGCCCAAAAAGAGGGAUCCCAAAGGCGGCAAAGAAUUCCUCUCAAAAUAGAUGCUGAAGAAGGUGAAUCUCCCGAUAAAGAAGAAGAGGAGGCAGAAGAGAGUGGCAGUAAGAAAGCACCGGCUCUCCUCCAUAGCCCCUUCUCCUUCUCUCCUGGAUCACAUUCCUCCCCAACUUCCAAAACCAUCCCAGGAAUGAUUGAGCUCAACAGGCUGCAGCUCCAUCACAGGUCAUCCGGUGGGAAUCUGCCUGUCCAGGUGAAGCAGGAGCCUCUUAGCCCCUCGCCUGUUUGGCCCCCAUCUCCUUUUCUUUUCCACCCUCCUUACUUCCCACCCCUUCACCACAGCCUGCUCCCAUACCCCUUCUUCAUGCCCGGGCCUGUCAUGCACCUCUCUCCUGGCGCCUUUUACCCCAGAGAGAACCUCCGCUCCCCUCAGACCGCCCGCGAUGGAGCGUCCAGAAGCGGAGCGGCGAGCGCCGAGAAGCUCAGCCUCAAUGUGCACGUAGACGACAGCUACUACGUGGACGUCGGUGGAGACCAGAAGCGCUGGAAGUGCCGGAUGUGUGAAAAGUCCUACACCUCCAAGUACAAUCUGGUCACCCACAUCUUGGGCCACAGCGGCAUCAAGCCGCACGGCUGCCACCUCUGUGGGAAGCUGUUCAAGCAGCUGAGCCACCUGCACACGCACCUGCUCACCCACCAGGGCAUGAGGCCUCACAAGUGCCAGGUGUGCCACAAGGCCUUCACUCAGACCAGUCACCUGAAGAGACACAUGAUGCAGCACAGCGACGUGAAGCCGUACAGCUGUGGCGUGUGUGGUAGAGGUUUUGCUUAUCCCAGCGAGCUUCGUGCCCAUGAGCUGAAACAUGAAAAGGGGCAAGAGAACGUCUGUGUGGAGUGUGGACUGGACUUCCCGACCCUAGCCCAGCUGAAGAGGCACCUGACCGUACACCGCGGUCCUACUCUUUACAGGUGCUCAGAAUGCCAGAAGACUUUCCAGUAUCCUAGUCAGCUUCAGAACCACAUGAUGAAACACAAAGACAUCAGACCGUACAUCUGCAGUGAGUGUGGGAUGGAGUUCAUCCAGUCACACCACCUGAAACAGCACACGCUCACUCAUAAAGGGGUAAAGGAGCACAAGUGUCGCAUCUGUGGUCGUGAGUUCACGCUGUUGGCUAACAUGAAGCGCCACGUCCUCAUCCACACCAACAUACGAGCCUACCAGUGCCACAUGUGCUUCAAGAGUUUUGUCCAGAAACAGACGCUCAAGGCUCACAUGAUCGUCCACUCAGACAUCAAGCCUUAUAAAUGCAAGCUUUGUGGGAAGGAGUUCAACAGAAUGCACAACCUGAUGGGCCACAUGCAUCUCCACUCAGACAGCAAACCCUUCAAAUGCCUCUACUGCCCGAGCAAAUUCACCCUGAAGGGAAACCUUACCAGACACAUGAAGGUUAAACAUGGAGUCAUGGACAGAGGCCUUGAUGAAAGAUUGUUUCGGCAAAGAGGGCAGUUCUGCCUGUCCACCCCGAUGGGCCUCCUGUCCCACUUCAGCCAAGAGCAGCCGUUUGAUCUCUCCCAAAAACCACCAGGCCUGCCCAACCUCCACCUCUCUCAGUCCGAUGGUGAGAGCGUCCCGGGAAGCUCCUGUCAGGAGGAAGAUGAGGAGAGUUUGUACAGAAGAAGCCAGUACAGCCCUGAGGUGGACCAACAGGAGCCGGCAGCAGAGGGUCAGUUCACACCAGAGCUGGAAGAAAGAGGAGAAACAUGUCCAGAUGAGCUCCGGCAAAACAGACAGAAAAAAAACUACCAGCGAGAUUAUCAAGAUGAGACCUCUGAAGCGGAGAUGGUAACAGGUGAACAAUCCAUUGAUUCUGGAGGUGACCAGGUGAAUCUCUUUCCAUCAGAGACACCGUAUGAAUCUUAUGCGGAGCUGGACGAGCAGGCUUACCGCCAUGACACAGUCCACAGGCCGUCACGUGUCCAUGAUUUAGAUUCAGAAGAGAAGCUAGAUGAGCCAGAGCAAAGUAAACAGCAGUUGGAUGCCCCCCUUGAGGCCGUUGAUGUCUCAGAUACAGACUAGAACAGGAUGAAAAUAGAGUGGUGCAUCGCUUGCACAGGAGUAAAUCUACGGGUCCCAUAUGAUCACUGAGAAAAGCAAUACAUUUAGUAAGAAGAUAUAGGUUUGAGGGAAUGUUGAUUUUUUUCAUGACAGUUAAAGAAAGAGGAUGUUCAGGAGACUCUCACUUGCCGAUCAAGAAAAGCAAAGUGAGAAAUGUUUCUAAGCCAAAUUAUUUAGGGAAGAUGAGCUAUUGUAGCUUGCAGGGCCAAAAGAGCAGAACAGAUUAGGAUAUCAGGACAUAAACAUGAAGUCACUCAAAGCUGUGAAGCAUCCUGCAUGUAUGAAACAUUAUCGUGCACCGAUACAAAAGUAGCAGACAGUUUAUGUCAAUUAAUGAGAGGAAGUUAAUGAAGUUUUUUUUGUAAAUAAAAACAAAUGUAUUUAAUGUUUUAGUUUUUUACAACGCUUUCUGCUAUUUUGACUAAUAAUAUGCAUAUUUUCUGUAACUGUGACUCUUAUCAAUGAUGAUAAAAUCAAACAUGUGUUUUCACUCAGAUGAUUGAGCAUGCUAUGAGGUUAUUUUUGUUUGUUUAUUCUUGAAAUAUUUUGUUGAAACAUAAUUAUACUGGGAGUAAUAAUGUUAUACAGACAUGUGCAUCAAAGCUUGACUGUAUUCAUAAAAAUAAACUGUGAUUGUAUUCUUUUAAACCUAAUGUUUGAAUCAAUUUAGAUUUCUUGGAUCAUUCUUGAAUCAUUGUGGAUGAGUUGAUGUCAGAAAUUUCCCUGUACGGAAGUGUAAUAGUGCUGAUCUGAAUAUGAUUCUGUUGAAUAAAUCUAGAAAUAAAAGCUUGA
Messenger RNA from Menidia menidia (Atlantic silverside), 3255 nucleotides. The record is from the annotation of a GenBank genome assembly. NCBI's taxonomy places the organism in Eukaryota, Metazoa, Chordata, Actinopteri, Atheriniformes, Atherinopsidae.